This is a messenger RNA of Micromonas pusilla CCMP1545, 1781 nucleotides long. RefSeq lists its product as uncharacterized. Gene Ontology annotation, molecular function: ATP binding; ATP hydrolysis activity; ATP-dependent protein folding chaperone. Gene Ontology annotation, cellular component: chaperonin-containing T-complex. The coding region runs from base 41 to 1666 and encodes 541 amino acids. The transcript has 3 exons. The record is from RefSeq and is a predicted model, not a curated record. Gene Ontology annotation, biological process: protein folding. NCBI's taxonomy places the organism in Eukaryota, Viridiplantae, Chlorophyta, Mamiellophyceae, Mamiellales, Mamiellaceae.
CGCGCAUACACGCGCUCGGUAGGUCGUCACACGCGUCAAAAUGAUGGCGGGGAACCAAAUCAUGGAUGGCGAACGCCAGAGCGGACAAGACGUCCGCUCGAGCAACGUCAUGGCGGUCCAGGCGGUCGCGAACAUCGUGAAGACGUCGCUCGGCCCCGUCGGGCUCGAUAAGAUGCUCGUGGACGACAUCGGCGACGUCACGAUCACGAACGACGGCGCGACGAUCCUCAAGCUCCUCGAGGUUGAGCACCCCGCGGCGAAGAUCCUCGUCGAGCUCGCGGAGCUCCAGGACCGCGAGGUUGGCGACGGGACCACGUCCGUCGUCAUCCUCGCCGGCGAGCUGCUGAAGCGCGCGAACGAUCUCGUGAGAAACAAGAUCCACCCGACGUCCAUCAUCAGCGGCUACCGCCUCGCGAUGCGCGAGGCUGUGAAAUACAUCGAGUCUAACCUCGCGACGCCGAUCGACUCGCUCGGGAAAGAGACCAUCCUGAACUGCGCGAAGACGUCCAUGAGUUCCAAGAUUGUCGGCGCGGAUUCCGACUUUUUCGGCAAGAUGGUCGUCGACGCCGUCCUGGCGGUUAAGACGUACAACGACUACGGCGACGCGCGGUAUCCGAUCAAGAGCAUCAACAUCCUGAAAGCGCACGGAAAGAGCGUCAAGGAAUCGCGGGUUAUCAACGGCUACGCGCUGAACAUGGGACGCGCCGCGCAAGGGAUGGUGAAGAGCGUGAAAAACGCCAAGAUCGCGUGCAUCGACUUCAACCUUCAAAAGACGAAGAUGCAGAUGGGCGUCCAGGUUUUGGUGACGGACCCGAAAGAGCUCGAGCGGAUCCGCCAGGAGGAGUUCAACAUCACGGCCAGGCGCGUGAAGAUGAUGAUCGACGCGGGCGCGAACGUCAUCUUGUGCACCAAGGGCAUCGACGACAUGGCGUUGAAGUACUUCGUCGAAGCCGGCGCCAUCGCGUGCCGAAGGGUCCCGAAGGACGACCUUCGCAGAGUCGCGAAAGCUUCCGGGGCGCAGAUUCUUCUGACGCUCGCGGACAUGGACGGCAACGAGACGUUUGACCCGGAGUGUUUGGGGACGUGCGGCGAGGUGUGCGAAGAGCGCGUCAGCGACGACGACAUGAUCGUCUUGAAGGAGUGCAAGAACACGCAGGCGUGCACGCUGCUCAUCCGCGGCGCGAACGACUACAUGCUCGACGAGGUGGACCGCUCGCUUCACGACGCGAUCUGCAUCGUGAAGCGGACGUUGGAGUCCGAGAAGGUUGUCGCCGGCGGCGGCGCCGUGGAGGCGGGGCUCUCGGUGUACCUCGAAUCGCUCGCGACGACGUUGGGGUCGCGCGAGCAGCUCGCCAUCGCGGAGUUUGCCGAGGCGCUGCUCGUGAUCCCGAAGGUGCUCGCGGUGAACGCCGCGAAGGACUCCACGGAACUCGUCGCGAAGCUGCGCGCGUACCACCACGCGUCGCAGACGAAGCCGGAGAAGGCGCACCUCGCGGGGUUUGGCUUGGAUCUCGUCUUGGGCGAGCUGAAGAAUAACCUCGGAGAGGGCGUGUUGGAGCCCGCGCUGUCGAAGAUUAAGAGCAUCCAGUUCGCGACCGAGGCUGCGAUCACGAUUCUGAGGAUCGACGACCUCAUCAAGCUGAACCCGGAGCAGGAGCAGCAGUGAGCGGCGGCGGUGCGGUGGGUGAGAGACGAAGGAGUGAAGCGCGGCGGCGGCGGAGGGUGAUUUUUUGGUUGCGGCAGGGUGAAAUGAAAGCGGCAGAUGCAGACGCAUUCGUGGG